AUGGAAAUCAAGGACUCCUCUAUCGUCAGAUGGCCACCCAAACUCCGUGGAGACCCAACAACCAAGAACCUGAACGUCUAUUAUCACUUUCAUCGGGACCAUGGUCACAACACAGAAAACUAUAGAAACCUCCACGAUGAAAUUGAAGAACUGAUCCAUCGUGGGUACUUGAAAAAGUACAUUCUACAUGAGGAAAAUGAACAGGGGAACCGACAGGGAGAUCAGAAAAAAGACACCCCAAAGAGCAGCAGACAAAACGAGCAGCCACCUCGCCUGCUACCAGAAGAAAGACCGAUCCGUGGGGUGAUUAAUAUGAUCACCGGGGGAUCUAUUGUAGUAGGGUGCACAAUAGCAGCUGGGAGAACAUCAUUCCGAGAACUAAAGCAUGAAGCAAAGAACCCACCCAAGCGGCCUCGGAUCGAAGAACCAAUGUACUUUACCAAGGAUGAUGCCCAUGGGAUCCAGUAUCCUCAUGACGACACCCUGGUCGUGAAGAUGGUCAUCUAUGACUUUGAAGUAAGGCGGAUCUUAGUGGACUCAGGUAGUUCGGCCGAUAUCCUCUUCAAAGAAACCUUUGACAAGUUGUAG
Molecule: messenger RNA, 588 nt
Organism: Nelumbo nucifera (sacred lotus)
Lineage: Eukaryota; Viridiplantae; Streptophyta; Magnoliopsida; Proteales; Nelumbonaceae
Source: RefSeq, a predicted model, not a curated record